AUGGAGGAGAAAAAAGCCGCGAAAUUCAUUAAGCAAACUGCCAGAACCAUCAUCGAUUGGGAGCUUUUCGUCUCGCUUGUCGGCUUUUGGGAUGAUACCGUCACGGACAACAUCGACGAUGAAUAUGAACGGCUCGUUAAACACCUUCACGGCUACACGAAGAUUCUAAGAGUUUUAAAACCACCAAGAGACGCCUGUCUCCUGAAACAUUUGGGCUGA
Necator americanus (New World hookworm) is the source of this 219-nucleotide messenger RNA. RefSeq lists its product as uncharacterized. The record is from RefSeq and is a predicted model, not a curated record. Bases 1 to 219 code for a protein of 72 amino acids. The transcript has a single exon. Lineage: Eukaryota; Metazoa; Nematoda; Chromadorea; Rhabditida; Ancylostomatidae.